Messenger RNA from Sinocyclocheilus anshuiensis, 1775 nucleotides. RefSeq names its product vesicle-associated membrane protein 7-like. Gene Ontology annotation, molecular function: SNAP receptor activity; SNARE binding. Lineage: Eukaryota; Metazoa; Chordata; Actinopteri; Cypriniformes; Cyprinidae. Gene Ontology annotation, biological process: endosome to lysosome transport; exocytosis; vesicle fusion. The transcript is spliced from 8 exons. Gene Ontology annotation, cellular component: SNARE complex; membrane. The record is from RefSeq and is a predicted model, not a curated record. The coding region runs from base 274 to 936 and encodes 220 amino acids.
GGAAGUCUCGCGGUCGCACGCAUGUGACGUCACGCGGAACGCAGUGACUGUUUGUUGAUGUUUUUCGACUUGCACAGAACGGCGUUAUUUGUAACGAUAGCAUUUAUUUAUGAUUUCAACCAUGUUUGCCAGGCAGUGAAAGUGCUGUCUAUGCCACUGCGCUGUAAAGACGUCAAAGAGCGGAGCGCGAGCGGCUGUUCAUCUUCAGGAUUCCAGGUAAUAUUUUCAGGACUGGUCUUGUAUGGUGUGUGAGUCCGUGUGGGGUCAGCUGUGAUGGCUAUCCUGUUUGCGGUGGUGGCUCGAGGGUCCACUGUUCUGGCUAAACACGCCUGCUUCUCCGGAAACUUUCUGGAGGUGACGGAACAGAUCCUGGCCAGAAUCCCGUCGGAGAACAACAAGCUGACGUAUUCCCACGGCAGCUAUCUCUUCCACUACGUCUGCCACGAGAGGAUCGUCUACCUGUGCAUCACCGAUGACGAGUUUGAGCGCUCGCGUGCCUUCGGUUUCCUCAGCGAGGUGAAGAAGCGCUUCCAGACCACCUACGGCUCGCGAGCUCAGACCGCGCUGCCCUAUGCCAUGAACAGUGAGUUCUCCAGCACGCUGGCUGCGCAGAUGAAACACCACUCGGAUCCCAAAGGCUCGGACAGACUGACAGAAACACAGAUGCACGUGGACGACUUGAAAGGCAUUAUGGUCCGGAACAUCGAUCUCGUCGCUCAGAGAGGAGAGAGACUCGAGCUGCUCAUCGAUAAAACGGAGAACCUGAUGGAUUCUUCCGUCACCUUUAAAACUACGAGCCGUAACCUGGCCCACGCCAUGUGUAUGAAGAACCUGAAGUUAACCGUCAUUGUUGUAAUAGUGGUGCUGGUGGUGCUGUAUUUUAUCGUGACGGCCGCCUGCGGAGGUCUCAGCUGGCCCAACUGUCGGAAGCAGUAGAAAACCUCUGAUUCUCUCUCGGUAUGCGAGAGCACUGUCCAGCUCACCUCGUCCUCGUUUGAUUAGAGACUCACAAACACAGGACAGCACUGUUACAAAUCAUCGUCGCAUUUCCAUGUUGAUCUUCAUCAUAUAUUCUUUGGGUUCUUUUCACAAUGUACUGCAGUUCGACUAGAUGUAGUUCACCAAGAAAGUUUUUUUGCGAAACACAGGAGACGUUUAUUCAUGCUGCUCAGUUCCAUUCCAUUUAAAAAGUGCCAUAAAAGUAUCAUAAAUGUUGUCCGUAUGGCUCGUGCACACAGGACUUUUCUUGUUUUGGGUGAACUAUUCAAGCCGGCGGUUACUAACACGGUCCGUGUCUUAAAGCAGAAGAACUUCAGGAGAAAUGACGAAAUAGAAAUGGAUGAGUUUUAAGAGUAACGACCUGGCACUUGUGUUUGAUUUAGGUUUGCUUACAGCAGUCAUGAUAUGUAUGUAAUCAAUCACAUUUAUAGUUAUCAUACAGAAGGGAACUCUAUAGUUCCUUGCUCUUACUAAAUGUAUUUUCUACAGAAUGAACUAAUGUCAGUCACUAAGAUGGUGAUUGAUUGAUUAUUGAGUAACGUAUAGUCAUGUGUCUGCAUUACAGUAGUCGUGUGAUGUUCACACAGCGCAGAGCUAAUUGAAUUCAAAACCUGCAUAUUUUUGGGUGAAUCUCGCAAAACCUGUCAAUGUUUCAGCCCAAAACAAAGAGCAAGUUAUAUUGUGCAUAAAGAAAAUGAAGCUGAUUUUAAGAUCAAUUUUGGGCCUGUUAUUUUGCAUUGACAUAUUCAGCACAUUUUCCUAAAAUUAUUACAUGG